GUGCACGAACUGUCAAAGCAAGAACAUGUGUCUAGUUCGCGCUUUCUCGAGACGCGGAGCACCUCGUGGGCCCAACCAUAUGGUCAGUCAAUCGUUUCUCUGUCAACUCAAGUGCACUUUAUCGCGACGAAGGAAAGCGGCGAAGAUCAGUCGCCGUCGUCGUCGGAGAUUGCCGGAGAUCGCGGACCGUUCGUUCGAGGUAUUUUCGCGCCAAACUAUCCGGACGCAUCGUUGCACCGGGGGACUCUUAUAUAUGCCUUCAACGCGACGUAUGUUGCUGCUGAUAAGCGUCACGAAUUCUUUUGCGAAAGAAUGACGGGUGCUACGUACAUAAUAGGAUUUUUGUUAUUGAGAGGGAUAGCAGCAUGGACUGUUGAUAUUGCAAAGGAUAUAUCUGUACAUAUGAACCAUGUGAUAUCAGUUCCAUUUAGUAUAUCUAAUAAUUUAUCAAAAUUUUCCAAAAUUACUGUCAAUACUGAGCACUAUGAUAUCGCAAGCAUUUUUCCAACUGAAAUACUGCUCAAUGAAACUUCUUUUAAUGGCACUUUAAAUAUCACUGGUGUGUUUCUUGGUAGAACAAAAUUAUUCUUCUCUUUGGAGGAAAAUGAGGAUCAUUUUUUUGAAAGUCGUCAGGAGGUAUCUCGUAUUGUUGUAGUACGAGAAGAACGUACAAUAGAUACUAUAUUCACUGCCAGUGUUGCAAUACUUGUAUCCAUUUUGUAUAUUAAUUUUGGCUGCGCAAUGGAUUGGAAUGUAUGCCGCGACACAUUAAAGAGGCCAAUAGGUCCAGCUAUAGGAUUCUUUUGCCAAUUUAUGAUUAUGCCAGUGUUAAGUUUUCUCAUUGGAUAUUUUUUAUUUUCUGAUCGUCCUGAACUGCAAAUAGGCAUGUUCUUCACAGGAAUAAGCCCAAGUGGUGGUGCUUCUAAUAUUUGGACAGUAUUACUUGAUGGCAAUUUAAAUCUUUCGAUCACAAUGACCACUCUAUGUACCAUUGCUGCAUUUGGAAUGAUGCCGUUUUGGAUCUUUACAUUAGGCAGACAUAUUUUUGCGCAAGGAGAAAUCGCAGUACCCUACCGUCAAAUUGGCACUUUUGUGAUUGGUCUUAUAAUUCCACUGGUUAUAGGAUUUGUCAUCCAAAAGAAGCUUCCAAGAGUGUCAAGGAUAUUAGUUCGGAUAAUGAAACCUUUCUCUAUAAUUUUAAUUAUAUUCAUUGUUAUAUUUGCCAUUAUGACUAAUUUGUAUCUCUUCAAAUUAUUUUCAUGGGAGAUUAUAAUCGCAGGAAUGGGUUUGCCUUGGUUGGGUUUUACAUGUCUUGUAGUAGCGAAAAUCUGCAGACAAUCCCAAGCCGACAUACGAGCAAUAGCCAUUGAAACGGGUAUUCAAAAUACUGGUGUAGAUUUUUUAUUACGUUUUACGUUAAAACCACCUGCAGACGACCUAACUACUGUGCUUCCUGUGUCUACCGCAAUUAUGACUCCAAUACCAUUAACAGUUCUAUACAUAAUAAAGUUAAUUUAUCAAUAUACGCAAAAAAAACGGGUAAAAAUGAUAUUAGAGACUGUUCCAUCAUUAGAAAAACUCCAACAAACUACAGAAAUUUCUACUAUCGCGCAACCAAAUGAAUCUAAAACAAUUGAUCGAUUUAAUGAUGAUUGAAUUGAAUAAAUUCUGUUUCCAUGUUAAA
Messenger RNA from Nylanderia fulva, 1684 nucleotides. RefSeq names its product ileal sodium/bile acid cotransporter-like. Gene Ontology annotation, cellular component: membrane. Lineage: Eukaryota; Metazoa; Arthropoda; Insecta; Hymenoptera; Formicidae. The record is from RefSeq and is a predicted model, not a curated record.